AUGAAUACAUUAUUAGUUACCGGCAGCACAAUGUGGAUUCUUAUAUCAGUUUUAAUGCUCAAUGUGUGGGCUAUACCAGCAGAUGAUGAACUUUCACCAAACAUAAACAUCCUUGAAGAACUGGGGAAGAUGGAAGCAAGGAUGAAAUCUAUGGAGAAGGAAACGGAGCUACUAAGAACAAAGAACGAAGAACAAGCAAAAGAACUGAAGAUUUUGUAUGAUACAACAAAGAUCCAAAUGGAUGAACUAAUAAAGCAGAAUCAAGCUCCUAAAGUGGCUUUCUCAGCCUCUCUGUUGACCUCUUUUGGACCACAAAGCGUUGGACCAUUUCCUGAUGGUUUACACACCCUGAUUUACAAACACGUCUUCCUCAACACUGGAGACGCCUAUGAUGCAGAAACAGGAAUCUUCACAGCACCUGUGAAGGGAGUGUAUGUAUUCAGGGUUUUCUCAAAGGCCUUCGGAAAUCCACAGAAAGCCGUUACCGCAGGCCUGUUUAAAAAUGACCAGCAUAUCAUGUCUACACAUGGACACCAACAAAGUGGUUUUAUCAGUUCUUCAAAUGGAGUCUCUCUGCUGCUAGAAAAAGGGGAUAAAAUAAAAGUAAAUCUCUAUCCUGGCCAGUGGAUUUUUGACAAUGGAGAACACCAUCACAGCACAUUCAGUGGACAUCUGCUUUUCACCAUGUGAUUUUGCAGACAGUUUAUUCACCCAAAAAAGCUUUUCAUCCAUAAACGAUGUACACUCCUUGAAAAUAAAAUCAAAUAUAAAAUGAA
Ctenopharyngodon idella (grass carp) is the source of this 776-nucleotide messenger RNA. RefSeq names its product cerebellin-2-like. NCBI's taxonomy places the organism in Eukaryota, Metazoa, Chordata, Actinopteri, Cypriniformes, Xenocyprididae. The record is from RefSeq and is a predicted model, not a curated record. The transcript is spliced from 5 exons. Gene Ontology annotation, molecular function: protein binding. The coding region runs from base 1 to 690 and encodes 229 amino acids.